AUGCAUCAGACCCGAGGUCCCCAGAAGUUGCGGGCGGCGACAAGGCAUCUUAUCGAGCAAAGCCAAAGGACGGAUGCGCAGAAGGCUUCCUCCUCAAGCCAUGCCGAUGGGAUUCCAAAAAGUUUGCCGACGAACUCCAUCGCGCCGCUCCUCUAUGUCUACCAUGUCCGCAUGUACCCGGUCUGGCCGAUUGUGCACGUCGAUAGCUUGAUCGCCGAUUUGCAACAACACUCCGAACGAGAUGACUACGAGACGAUAGCACUCGCGACCAGCAUAGCCGCUGCGACAAUGGCUCAACUACGGCUGGGAAAAAGCGCGACACCCGAACGGUCAGUCACAGCGGACAUCCUUGUCGCGGAGUGUUUGGAGGCUCGGAAACGAUUCGAUUAUCGUUCGCGAGUAAACUUAAACAGUGUGCGGACGGCCUUCUUCCUACAUGUAUAUUACGAAAACCAACAGCCCGGAGGAAGCGAGUCGGUUCUAUACCUCAGAGAAGCCAUCACUUUGGCGCAGAUGAUGUAUCUCCACCGCGAGGCAUCAUAUGGUGGCCUGGCAGCUGAUGAACAGAAGCUCCGCCGCCGAGUGCUGUGGUUGCUGUUUGUCACGGAGCGUGGUGUCUGCAUUCUUCACAAGCUUCCGGUUGUUCUCAAAACGGACACUGCGAUGCCCGAAACUGACUCGGAUGACGAGGUCCUACCUGCUUUUCUGAAGCUUCUGGCUUUGUUUAGGAUAUUCGAGCAAUCCCGCAUGUUUGACAUUGUGGAAGACUAUCACCUAGGACUUGAGCCCCCCUAUGGCUCCAGCAAUACCGCAGCCACCAAGUUUGAUGAAAUACUGGAAGACAGUUCCUCCGAUGGCUUUGGAGCAAUGGAUCGAGUAUCUGACGUUCAGCGGGCCGACAUUUGCGUGACAAGACAUUGGAUGCGCAUUCUCAUAUGGAAGGCCUUAUCCCACCGCAGCACUGCAAUCAACUCGUUCCUGUCGCCAACAUUCCCUUUGAUGGUUGGAAGAGAUCUGGUAAAUGUUGUCUACCGAUUACCUCGAGUGGCUCUCCAAGCACAUGGGCUUGGCAUGCAGUUGAAAUUAUACGAGAUCGCCAACUCUUUAGCCGACGCAGUCACCAGUACGGCUACGGUGUCAGAUAUGGCCCGAUGGGACCACGACAGCCGCCCGAGUAAUAUACUCGCACGCCUUCACUCUAUUCUAGCCGCAUUGACAGACGGUGAGGACAACACGCUGGUGAAUAUACUAUAUAGUAAGGUCGCCCGGGCACAUUUCAUGCGUCCCGCAAGAAUACUCCCAACACUGGGCCAUAAUAUCGGAAGAGUGUCCCAGAGACCUGAAGCUGUGACAAAAGCACACGCUCAGAACGAUCAAACCCAAAAUACUUGUUCGCGAUACGGGAAUAAUGAUGCCAGGACUGCAAGCGACUGGUCAGGAUUACUUGACACGGAGAGUCGGCCGGCCGGUGACGAUGGCCGUGCGAAACGGUCAAAUGCCGAGUCGACUACGUUAAUGCAUUACAGUCUGUUGGAAGAGGAUCCUGGGGACCUAUGGAGCUAUGCGCAACCUAGUUAUGAUCCUCCCGUCGACUCAUCCAUUCAGCACCUUAGUGCUGAGUCAAGUGCACUCACUGCUUCCACGACGUCCACAGACAUAGAUCUAGGGGCACUCGGUCCCAUGAUAACCAACGCUCUUUCCGAUCCCCAUGAAGAUUACAUUUGCCUAGAUGCGUAUCUACCUAUCACAAAUCCCGUUGCGGACACACAGUUUGCACGACUGAACGCCUUCAGCUGA
This is a messenger RNA of Aspergillus mulundensis, 1797 nucleotides long. Its product is annotated as fungal specific transcription factor domain-containing protein. The record is from RefSeq and is a predicted model, not a curated record. The coding region runs from base 1 to 1797 and encodes 598 amino acids. Lineage: Eukaryota; Fungi; Ascomycota; Eurotiomycetes; Eurotiales; Aspergillaceae. Gene Ontology annotation, biological process: DNA-templated transcription. The transcript is spliced from 4 exons. Gene Ontology annotation, molecular function: zinc ion binding; DNA binding.